AUGAACGCGCAUUUGACACCAAAUCCUCUAGAUUACUGGACCCCGUGCCUCGCCAAGGGAAAGAAGAUUGUCUUACCAUACCAACGGUGUUUUUAUUCGCUAUAUAUACAUUCAAGUGACGUUGGGGGAUCGAAUAUAACAUUUCAUGGAAUAGAAUUCUUUGGAAGGGUCGUUUCUGUAUCUUCUCUGUCUCUGCUCUUUGGUUGAGGAAAGAGCCCUGCCGCUUGCGUUGUCAGGCCAGUUUUGGUUGUUCUGAGGAACAACAGUAGCUUCCCGUGCUUACUUUGCACUGUCAAAGUCUAUUCUUUGGACGGAAAUACAAUGCCAGGAGACAUCAAAGUGAAUAUUGUUGGUGUAAGAAUCAACAAUCGGCCAUGAUGUCGGUGGAACUUCAUUUUGUUAUGGGAUAACUGGGAUAUCGUUGCCAUAAUAACGGGAUGAUCAUCAAUCAUUUCAGUUGAACAGUAUUUGAAAUCAUUCUGAAUUGUUAUAAUACUGUAACAUAUUGAAUAUGCCACCUCAUAGUCUGCUUGACUCACAAGAAUACCAAGGGACCUAAGUAAACACAACAGUUCAAGUCCUAUGCGGUAGAACGCACGGAUGAUCUUCGUGUUGCUGGAUAUUCAUUCCUUUGUCAACUGUCUAUCUGAAGAAGGCAGGCGUGAAAAUGGCAUCCUUUUUCAAUUUCCGUAAAAUCUUUAAAUUAGGUGCUGAGAAGAAGAAGAAACAGUAUGAGCAUGUCCACAGAGACGAGAACCCAGAGGAGAUAUGGGAGAUCAUUGGAGAACUGGGGGAUGGAGCCUUUGGGAAAGUCUAUAAGGCCCAGAACAAGCAAACAGGCAUUCUGGCUGCAGCUAAAGUGAUCGACACCAAGACGGAGGAGGAGCUGGAGGACUAUAUGGUAGAGAUCGAUAUCCUGGCCUCCUGCGACCAUCACAACAUAGUGAAGCUGCUGGACGCCUUCUACUACGACAGCAAGCUAUGGAUCCUAAUAGAGUUCUGUGCGGGUGGAGCGGUGGAUGCCGUCAUGCUGGAGCUAGAGAGGCCCCUGACGGAGCCCCAGAUCCGGGUGGUGUGUAAGCAGACCCUCCAGGCCCUCCUCUACCUCCACGACAACAAGGUGAUCCACAGAGACCUGAAGGCUGGGAACAUCCUGCUAUCCCUGAACGGAGACGUCAAACUGGCUGACUUUGGUGUGUCGGCCAAAAAUACCAAAACACUACAGAGGAGAGACUCUUUCAUCGGGACGCCAUACUGGAUGGCCCCGGAGGUGGUGAUGUGUGAGACGUUUAAGGACCGUCCGUACGACUACAAGGCUGACAUCUGGUCCCUGGGGGUGACUCUGAUCGAGAUGGCCCAGAUUGAGCCUCCCAACCACGAGAUGAACCCAAUGAGAGUCCUGCUGAAAAUAGCCAAGGCCGAUCCUCCUACCCUGAUGCAGCCGUCGCGCUGGUCUCCCGAGUUCAGUGAUUUCCUAAGAAAGUGUCUCGAUAAGAAUGUGGACAACAGAUGGAAUGUGGCACAACUUCUACAGCAUCCAUUUUUGAGUACUGUGACCGACAGCAGACCGCUGAGGGAGCUGAUCGCUGAAGCAAAGGCUGAGGUUUACGAGGAGAUUGAGGAACACAAGGAGGAAGAGGAGGAGGAGGAUGGCGAGACACAACGGGGUCACAAACGUGAGCCGUCCGAUGCCAGUGUUGCCAGCACAGAGGAUGAGAAACUCCCUCAGUCUCCCUCAGCCUCCAUCCUGGAGUCUUUACCGGAGAAGGCUGAACCGAUUAUCCCGACACCACAGAUUGUUGCAAAGGUCCCUGAACCAAGCGUCGCCAAGCCAGAGGAGAACCUGGUUGUGGACACGGGCUCCGUCGAGGAGCCUGCUGUCCCUGCAGAAGUGGAGAAAAUGGAUGAGACCCUUGCUGUUCCAAUGAAUGGAGAGGCAGCAGAAGCCAGUGAGAAACCAGUAGAGGUGACGGAAGAGGAGGAGAAGGUUCCAGAAAUAACAGAGGUUUCCCCAACAGAACCCAGUGAGAAACCAGUAGAGGUGACGGAAGAGGAGGAGAAGGUUCCAGAAAUAACAGAGGUUUCCCCAACAGAACCCAGUGAGAAACCAGUAGAGGUGAUGGAAGAGGAGGAGAAGGUUCCAGAAAGAACAGAGGUUUCCCCAACAGAAGCCAGUGAGAUAGCUUCUUCAGACCCAGCUGAGAAACCAGCAGAGCCCCAACCAGAAGGAACCGUUUCCAAUGCUGAAGUCACCAUAGGGGACAAGGAGAUGGAGCAACUGGCCAUAUCCAAUCAAGAUGAAAAGGAAGUGGACACAGCUGAGGUCCAGACGAAUGAGAUCACUGCAGAAGGGUCAGAGGCCAAGGAAGAGCCAACAGAAGGCAAGAUGGAAGUUGAGGAAGAACCAGCCAACGAGGAGCCUAGCGGGGAAGCAAAUGUUACCGUGACAACCCCAGAGGAGACUAAGGUGGACGACAAACUCACACCUGCAUUUUCAGCGGUCUGGAAAAAGGAGGAAGGAGAGAAAGAGAGAGUGGAGUAUAAGCCAACUACGGAGACACGGACUCCAGUGAAGUCUAAGGAUGAGAAGGAGAGGGAUUCGGAUUCUGGGAGUAGUUCUGCUGCAGAUAACGGCAGCAUAGACAUGAACCUGUCCAUCUCCAGCUUCCUGACCAAAACCAAGGAGCCAGGAACCCUCUCCAUACAGGACACCAAACGCCAGAAGAAGACACUGAAGAAGACCCGUAGGUUCGUGGUGGAUGGAGUCGAGGUUAGCGUGACGACGUCGAAGAUCAUCACCGACAAUGACACCAAGAACGAGGAGAUGAGGUUCCUCAGGCGUCAGGAGCUGAGGGAACUGCGUCUCCUGCAGAAAGAGGAACAGAGGGCCCAGCAGCAGCUCAGCAAUAAACUGCAGCAGCAGAAAGAGCAGAUCUGCCGCCGUUUCGAACAGGAGACGACCAGUAAGAAGCGCCACUACGACCAGGAAGUGGAGAACCUGGAGAGACAGCAGAAGCAGACCAUCGAGAGGCUGGAGCAGGAGCACACCAACCGGCUGAGGGACGAGGCCAAGCGCAUCAAGGCCGAGCAGGACAAGGAGCUGUCCAAGUUCCAGAACAUGCUCAAGAACCGCAAGAAAGAGGAGCAGGAGUUCCUGCAGAAACAGCAGCAGGAGCUGGACUGUGCCCUGAAGAAGAUCAUCCAGCAACACAAACACGAGCUGGCCACCAUCGAGAGAGACUGUCUCAACCACAAACAACAGCUCCUCAGAGCACGGGAAGCAGCAAUGUGGGAGCUGGAAGAGCGUCACCUACAGGAGAAACACCAGUUGUUUAAACAACAGCUGAAAGACCAGUACUUCAUGCAGAGACACCAGCUGCUCAAGAGACACGAGAAGGAGAUGGAGCAGAUGCAGCGCUACAACCAGCGUCUCAUUGAGGAGAUGAAGAACAGGCAGACACAGGAGAGGGCCCGCUUACCCAAGAUCCAGCGCAGCGAGGCCAAGACUCGCAUGGCCAUGUUCAAGAAGAGCCUCCGAAUCACUGGGGGCCCCAUCACACCCGAGCAGGAGAGGGAGAAGGUCAAACAGUUUGCAGCCCAGGAGGAGAAGAGGCAGAAGAAUGAGAGGCUCCACCAGCACCAGAAACAUGAGAACCAGAUGAGAGACCUGCAACUGCAGUGUGACGCCAACAUCCGGGAGCUGCAGCAGUUACAGAAUGAGAAGUGCCACAUCCUGAUAGAGCACGAGACCCAGAAGCUGAAGGAGCUGGAUGAGGAGCACAGCCAGGAGCUGAAGGAGUGGAGGGAGAAACUACGACCCAGGAAGAAGGCUCUGGAGGAAGAGUUUGCCAGGAAGCUUCAGGAGCAGGAGAUCUUUUUUAAGAUGAGUGGAGAGUCAGAGUGCCUUAACCCCUCAGCCCAGAGCCGCAUCUCCAAGUUCUACCCCAUUCCCAGUGUCCACUCCACUGGCUUCUAGGGGUUAACCCAUUCAUGGCACUCCGGAUGGACAUAAACAUAUAUCCACACCCACAUAUUGAAGGCAUACACAAUGAAUAGAUACACACACACACACACACACACACACAUACAAAUAGACUGGCGCACACACACACACACACACACACACACACACACACACACACACACACACACACAGACUAAUAAGACUGAGCCUCUGCUGCCUUGCCCCGUUUCCACUGAUGACAAUCAGGGGGACGAAGGGGCGAUAUCUCAGAGGGGUGUGUUUGUACCCCUCUAUCGGCUUCCGAACGAGGAUGGGACAGUAGCCCUCAAGCUAUAGACGGUGUUAAUCAUGAAGACCCUUUUAAUGGUGAUCUGUUAUACAUAAUUUACCCCCUUUUCAUUAUAUAGGGUCGUGUUCAGUCGGGCACACCGUAGCAACAGUUUGAAUUUGUGUUCUUAUUGUAGAAGUAGUACCUCCCCAUUUCACUCCAUUUCAAAUCAUUUUCUACUGACUGAACAAAACCCAGUUUUAUUUCUUAUAGCUUCCUCUUUUGAAAUAAGUUAUGAAGGAGAUUCUUGACAUUAUGCAUUUUCAAAUUUGAUACUUUGGCACUGUGUUCCUCAAAUCUUAGUCUCCCAAGUCACGAAAGUGUCUCAAGGCAGAUUCUAUUUUUUUUUUUAUUGCUGAUUCCUUUUCAUUUGUGAAUCUUUUUUUUUGUUUCUUCCUUGAAUAAUCUAGUGCCUGUAUACUUUUAUUUCAAUGGACUGGCUUUUCAAAUGUAAGCUUCCUCUGGAGGAAAAAAAACUUGCUGCUCGAUUUUUAUCCCAUUAGUUAUUUGCACUAAAUCAGGGCUGCCCAACCCUCUUCCUGAUUCAGCUAGUUAGGGUCUUGUUGAGCAGCUAAUUAGUAGAAUCAGGUGUGUUAAAUUAGGGUUGGAUUGAAAACCCACAGGACGGUAGACCUCCAGGAAGAGGGUUGGGCAGACCUGCACUAAAUAAAAAGGAUGAAGGAACAUUUUGUACCAGAAGUCUAAUAUAAUGAACUUAUAUAUUCAAUAUCUAUGGUGAUGUUUGAGAGAGCUAAUGAUCUGAUAAGAAUGUACUUUUGGUAAAGGAUGAAAAGCACAUUUUUUUAAUAAUGAAUCUUGACAAAGGCAUGAUAUAUUUUAUAUGCAAUCACACACAUCUUGACAAGAUAUUGAAUUUAGUUUCCAAUGAACUAGGGAGUGACUGCCUGAAGUUAAGCAUGGAUUUCAAUGCAAGUUUGACUUCUUAUGUUAUAAUUAUGGUAUCAAAUGUUAUUUUUUUGGAGCUUAUUAACAACAGUUUGGGAUUUAUAUUUUUCUGUCGGAAAUGGUUCCUUUCUUCUAGCCUGGAAUCCAAACCGAAUCACUACUUUCACUGUUGUUUUACUUGAACAUUGGUGAAACUGUUGAGAUUCCCAGGCUAGUAUCUUUCUUCAGGUUUCAUGAGCAUGCCUUUCAUCUUCAGCACAACUCUUGAGAUUUGUUUCUCUCUUUUUGAAAUUUGGCGUAGUCGGCGAGUGGCCAUUUUUGUUUUAGCAUACCAAGGAGGGGCUAUUAAAAUGGUGUUUGUUUAUAUAUCCAGACAGAGACGAGGUUUUCACUGUGGUUACUCAAAUGGGGGCGUUAUAUAAUUCGAUAGAAAUCUGUGAGGACCUAUAUGAAGGUCUGUUUUGUUAGAAUUUCAUGCAAAUGUUUGGUAUGUCUGUGUAUUGUUUAUGAAAUUGCUUCCCAUUACCAUAUUCUUCAGUUGACCUGCAUGGCUUUUGGGUUUGUUUGUAAGGAAACUAUGAUACUGUUUUAUUAUUAUUCAUACUAGCUAAUAGCCUUAGUGUUUUCAACCAAAUGUAUGAAGAUACGGUAUUCAUGUUGUGGCCCUCUGUGUAGUUAUUUUAAUCAGACUUAGUUCAAGUCCCGCCCCAAGUGAUCUUUAUAUCCGUAUAGCCUCUACUGUAUCAUAGUCAAAUGUUUUGUUCGUUACUUAUUUAAUCUAAGGAUAAUGAAUAUGACGUUAUCAUGAGUUGAACAGUUUUGAUAACAUUUUCAGAACUAUAGUUUUAGCUUAUUUUAUGAUAGAUAUGCAUGAUAUUCUCAAGUGGUGGUAGCCUAUAACCUUCAAUACAGUUGAAAAUAAUUUGUUAAAAAGGAACUGUUGGACCUGACUGGUUUAGGCCAUCAUGACUUCUGAUUGGUCCAUUUGUUAUCUCACCCUUUUGUGAUUGGCUGCAGGAACAACAAUCAGUCGAUGCCAUUUUAUAAUUGGUCUGUAAUAGUGGCAAACAAAAACAAAACAUCAUACACAAUGAAGGAGUGCUGUGCACCUUACACAAAAUGAAGAUACUCUGGAAAUGUAUCUUUACGCUACAGUAUUGUAGUUUCCUCAAUUGUCAAAUAGUUGAAAUUUAAACUGAAUUGAAAAUAUAAUUAAAUACCAAUCAUGUCAAUAUGUGUUGUUAUUAGUGUCAUGAUUUCCUUCUGAUUUUCAAAUUGUAUCAUGAUUGAUUUCAGAAUGUUUGAAAUUGAACUACCAUUAAAAAAAUGUUUACUUUAUAGUUUAUAGAAUGACUUAUGUACUGUAGAUUUACAUUGUUCUGUAAAUAAACAAUUUCCUGUAUACAA
This is a messenger RNA of Oncorhynchus nerka (sockeye salmon), 6605 nucleotides long. RefSeq names its product STE20-like serine/threonine-protein kinase. The transcript has 18 exons. Gene Ontology annotation, biological process: protein phosphorylation. The record is from RefSeq and is a predicted model, not a curated record. Gene Ontology annotation, molecular function: protein binding; protein serine/threonine kinase activity; ATP binding. The coding region runs from base 668 to 3976 and encodes 1102 amino acids. NCBI's taxonomy places the organism in Eukaryota, Metazoa, Chordata, Actinopteri, Salmoniformes, Salmonidae.